AUGGCUGACAUUUUACCAUACUCAAAUCGAUCCGUUGUGUGGGCAGGCGUCAGAAAACUCGAAAUUCGACAGCAACCCAUCCGAGUACCGAACGACGACGAGGUUCUGGUCGAAGUUAUCACCACUGGUAUUUGCGGGUCGGAUUGCCACAACUGGGACAGUGCCAAUGUCUCCCGUGAACUGAUCCUGGGCCACGAGUCGGCAGGUCUCAUCAAGACCAUCGGAAAGAAUGUCACAGACAGAUUUGUCGGCCAGCGCGUGGCAAUCGAGCCCGGAUUCUCAUGCAGGGAUCAGUACUUCACCUGCCGGGCUUCUAACACGGUUGCCAUUCCUGAAGAUGUUUCUUGGGAGGAGGCAGGCUCGAUCCAGCCGCUAGCGAUUGCGGUUCAGGUUGCGAGAAGGGCAUCGCUGAAUCCGAGUCAAAGCCUGGCUAUUUUUGGAUGCGGACCUCUUGGUCUCCUCAUUCUAGCUGUGGCGAAGGCAUAUGGCGUCAAGAAGAUCGUUAUGUUCGACAUUGAAGAGUCUCGAACGAGAUUUGCCGAGUCCUAUGGAGCUGAUGUCGGAAUUGUCACGCCAAGAAAUAGCGACCCUUCUCAAGAUGUCCUGUCCUUCUCUCAACAUUACGCCAGGGAGGUCAUCACCAAGUACGGCUUGGGAUACGGCUUUGAUGUUGCCAUCGAGGCUAGUGGCGCUGAGAUAUGCUCUACGAUGGCAAUUUGCAUGCUAAAAGCAGGCGGAACAUGUAUACAGGCGGGCCUGGGAAGGCCGAUGGCAUCGUUGCCCCUUUUCUUGAUUACAGCCAAUGAACUUGACGUAAAGGGAACCGUUCGGUAUACUCAUGGGUGCUUCGAGGAUGCCAUUAGUCUGUUAUCUACGAAAAAGGUUGACCUCAAACCGCUGAUCACGUCCACGUAUCCCUUGACCCAGGCAAACGAGGCAUUUGAGGCACAGCACGCCAGAAGGGACAUUAAGAUAGUUAUUUUCAACCAGAUGUAA
Molecule: messenger RNA, 996 nt
Organism: Colletotrichum siamense
Lineage: Eukaryota; Fungi; Ascomycota; Sordariomycetes; Glomerellales; Glomerellaceae
Gene: xdhA-4
Product: D-xylulose reductase A
Exons: 5
Coding region: 1-996 (331 amino acids)
Biological process (GO): D-sorbitol catabolic process
Molecular function (GO): zinc ion binding; L-iditol 2-dehydrogenase (NAD+) activity
Source: RefSeq, a predicted model, not a curated record